GGGCCUGCCAAAACCGGGCCUCCGGCUCACCUUCCCUCUCUCUGCUACAUGCUUUCCUGUGAUCCCAUCAACUUCCAACACAAAAUCAUCAAAAGUUCAGAGACCGGGCCCAUCAAGAUGGACGAGCCGGGAAGCAAGGAUGACGUUACCAACCGGGCUCCGGUCGAGUUAUGGGUGAUGAUCAUCUCGAACCUCGACCUGGGCGACUUGAACAACCUCUCCCGCGUCGCUCGCAGCUUUUACCAUCGCUUUUCCGGGUACCUCGCUACCUGGCAUGUCGAUAAGCAAACCAAGUUGGGGGCUGACCGGGUCCAAUGCCUCAGCGAGCUUUUCAUCCACGCGGCAAGGGUUGACUCGACGAAACUGCUGGAUACGUUGAUGACCAACUACCGGACCGAGUUCGGUCUAGACGGUUAUAUCGGCCUCGAUGGCUUGGAGGAGACCACCUUUCUCGAUUUUGCAAUCGCCGCUGACGCUCCAAGGGUGGCGUGUCGCCUGAUCAAGGCCGGAUGCGGCUUCGAGUCGUCCUCGUCCUCGUCCUCGCCCAGCCGCCAGUGUCCGGACCAAGGCGCCCUUUUCUCCGCGCUUAUCGAAUGCGGGAGCCCGCGAUUGUCGGCAUCAUCGCAGAGAUGCGUCAACGAGGGCCUGCGCGUUGCCUGCUAUCGCGCCAUGCCGCGGACGGCGCGGUUCCUUCUGGCCCGAGGCGCCGAUGCCAACAUCGAGGGGCGCUACUCCGAACCCGUCAUCCAACUUGCGCUCGAGAAGCGAGAAGUGUCACGACGCGACGCCGAAUUGCAGCCAUUCCUGAGUGACGAGGUCCGCUGGCACCGAGGACGACUCCAGCUGCGGCGGGACCCAGACCCGGACGAGGCAGCAGCCGUCGAGAAGCUGAUGGGCCAAUACGGCCCUUCUCUGGCCAUUGCACUCCCCAUGAUCAACCUGCUCGAGCGCGAGAGAAACGCGUGGUUCCCCAUUCUCGAUUUGGAAGGCUUGUCGCGCCACGAAGAGCUGUCCAUCCCGGUCCAAUCGGCGGCCGACGAGGCCCGGAACCGCAACAUCGGCCAGACGGUCGCCGCGCUCCUCGACUUUGGCGCAGCCGUCGAUGUCCGCACACGCUCCGCCGUCCGCGUCCACACCUGCACCUACAGGUGUUGGCGCUGGGUCAACUGCGAUCACGGCGGCCGAACCCUCCUUCACGUCGCGGCGGCCGAGGGCAUCGCCGACGCCAUCCCCCAUCUCCUACUAGCCCGCAGCGACCCGCAGGCCACGGACGACGGGGGCAACAUCCCUCUCUACACGGCCCUCACGCACGGCAACCUCGACGCCGCCUUCGCCCUGCUGGCAGCGCUGCCCGACGAGCCCGCAAACCCGACCGUCUGCACCGACAAGAGAAGAACGGGGAUCGCCGCCACCACCACCACCACCACCAACACCAUGACGACCACGACGGCGCUCCACGCGGCAGCGCGCCUGGCCUUCUUCCCCGUCGUGCACGCCCUCCUGGACCGGGGCGCCGACCCGGACGCGACAGAUGCGGCCGGCCGCACGCCGCUGCACGAGCUGCUGGGCAACCAGGACGUGACGCGGCCGUGGUGGAUCCUCGCGACGCUCGAGGUGCUGCUGGAGCGCGGGGCGAACGUCCACCUGCGCUCCCGCUCCCGCGACCGCGACCGCGGCGGCGACGGCAAUAAUGACGAAGACGACGAGCAGCCCGGCACCGCGGUUAUGGGUGUGUGUGUGCGGAAGGGCAAGAAGAAGAAGAAGAAGAGCAGAAACGAAGGCAGGGCAAAAAGUCGCGGCGGGGGGCCCGGCCUCGGUAUGGAGGGCGCCGGUGCGGGUGUCGGGGUCGGGGUCGGUGUUGGUGUUGGUGUCACCCCUUACGAGAUGGGCUUGGCGCACCCGCUGCCUGCCGUGCGCGGGCGGUUCGCCUGGCGGGGGCGACCGCCGGCUUACAUGACGGUACUACCGUCGGGCCCGUCGAUCGAGGAGGUGCGGCGGGAGCUGGCGGAGAGGAAGGUCGGGCGGAGCAGGAAGUUCAUGGACGAGUGGGGCACGCGGUACGAUGCGCUGGCCGACUCGGCGGCGUUUCCCUCCCUGGGGACCGCCGGCGGCAGCACCGUCGGCGGGGCAGCAGCCAGCGCGGGAAUGGCGAUGAGGUUGGGGAAUCCGUGGUCGAGUGAUGGUGGCGGCGGGGGCGGCGGCGGCGGCGGGCGGUCUGCAGCCAUGGGCGUUUGGACGUCGAAAGGGAAGAACAAAACCAACCGCGGCGGACAGGCCGACGAACUGUUCCCUGUGCUCGGCGACAGCUCGAGCUCUCCGAUCGGUGGGCGUGAGUCAACGUCGUCCCAGAGAGACAAGGUCCAACAACUGGUGAAGCCUGCUGGCGUCUCAGAUGGGGGUAUGAGUUGGGCCGCCGUGACUGCAGGUGGCAGGCCGGGAAGAGGGCAGAGGAGCGGAGGCCCCCGGGAGCGAAGUGGGCGUGCCUCGAUCUCGGGCGAGACGCAGAGCAGAGAUACUGGCGAACGUAUUAGACCAGGCCACGGGGCGAGCGGUGUCCCUAGCGGUAGAGGUAGCCGUGGGGGUUCGAGGUCUAAGCCGGGGUCGAAAGCGUGUUUCACCUAAUGCUCUACACUAUAUUAUAGUGACUAUAUGCGACGCUGGCCUACCCGGCGCCG
Molecule: messenger RNA, 2675 nt
Organism: Thermothelomyces thermophilus ATCC 42464
Lineage: Eukaryota; Fungi; Ascomycota; Sordariomycetes; Sordariales; Chaetomiaceae
Exons: 1
Coding region: 118-2622 (834 amino acids)
Molecular function (GO): protein binding
Source: RefSeq, a predicted model, not a curated record